AUGAUCAAAUAUCUGAGACUUGUGACCUUCAUUGGGAUUGUUGUAAACGUGGUUCAAAUUUCAGUCGCUUCUGUCGUUUCUACCGGAGAUUUCGACAAGGAUUUCUUUGUAACAUGGGCUCCUACCCAUGUCAACACUUCUGAUGAUGGCAGAACCAGAAGCUUGAAGCUUGACAAGGACUCUGGUUCUGGGUUUGCCUCAAAUGACAUGUUCCUAUUUGGUCAGAUUGACAUGCAAAUAAAGCUCAUCCCCGGCCACUCCGCCGGCACGGUGGUGGCCUAUUACCUCUCAUCGGAUCAACCUAACCGUGACGAGAUAGACUUUGAAUUCCUUGGAAACGUCGAGGGGCAGCCUUAUAUCCUUCAAACAAAUGUUUAUGCGGAUGGGUUUGAUGACAGGGAGGAAAGAAUCAAGCUGUGGUUUGAUCCAACUCAGGACUUCCACACCUAUUCCAUCCUCUGGAAUCUUCACCAAAUUGUUUUCAUGGUAGAUUCGGUUCCCAUCAGAACGUACAGAAACCAUGCAGACAAGGGCGUGGCGUUUCCGAGGUGGCAGCCAAUGGGCAUCAAGGCCAGCAUAUGGAAUGGAGACAGCUGGGCGACAGGCGGCGGAAAUGACAAGAUUGACUGGACGAAGGGUCCCUUCAUUGCCUCUUUCAGGAACUACAAGAUCGAUGCUUGUGUAUGGAAGGGCAACCCUAGGUUUUGCAGGGCUGCUAGCUCCACCAAUUGGUGGAACCAGGAACCCUCCAGCUCCCUGACGUGGGCCCAGAGAAGGCUUUUCAAGUGGGUUCGGAAGAACCAUCUCAUUUACGAUUAUUGCCAGGACACCAAGAGGUUCAACAAUAACCUCCCGAAGGAGUGCUCUCUUCCCAAGUACUAA
Molecule: messenger RNA, 882 nt
Organism: Thlaspi arvense
Lineage: Eukaryota; Viridiplantae; Streptophyta; Magnoliopsida; Brassicales; Brassicaceae
Source: the annotation of a GenBank genome assembly